CUUCAAUUCAUCCUGCCAUCUCCGAUCAGCAUUUGCAUUUACCAGACCUAUUCAGCCUAGAAAAUUACUACAAAAUGGGUUCCAACACUACUGCAGCUUCACUCUCUCUGUUUCUGUCCCUCGCCCUUGUUUUCGUUAGCCUAGUGAGUGCAUGCGACACUAAAACUAGCCCCGACGUACAGAAACCAUCCCCAACUCCUGCAGUACCAACUCCGACUUAUACUUAUGCUGCAAAAUGCCCCGAUGUCAUAAAGUUAGGAGUGUGCGUAAAUGUACUCAACUUGGUUGAUGUUGUGGUUGGAUCCCCUCCGACGCUGCCAUGCUGCAGUCUCAUCCAGGGCCUUGUGGACCUGGAGGCUGCGCUUUGUCUUUGCACUGCCAUUAGAGCCAAUGUUUUGGGCAUUAACCUCAACGUUCCUGUUGCACUUAGCUUGGUUCUCAAUAACUGUGGCAAGAAAGUUCCAACGGGUUUUCAGUGUUACUAAGUGAGGGAAUUCUCCGUAACUGUUUUAUUUUUGUUUGCUGUCAAAUUGUAUUAAUAAUUUCAUAUUUGUUGAUUCAUUAUAAUUCCGUCUGAUUUGUUGUUAUCUUUGUAAGUGUAUCUGAUUUAUAUAAAUGCAAACUUUUUUAUUCA
Messenger RNA from Daucus carota subsp. sativus, 634 nucleotides. RefSeq names its product 14 kDa proline-rich protein DC2.15. Bases 75 to 485 code for a protein of 136 amino acids. The record is from RefSeq and is a predicted model, not a curated record. The transcript has a single exon. NCBI's taxonomy places the organism in Eukaryota, Viridiplantae, Streptophyta, Magnoliopsida, Apiales, Apiaceae.